Aspergillus uvarum CBS 121591 is the source of this 1481-nucleotide messenger RNA. RefSeq names its product type I HSP40 co-chaperone YDJ1. Gene Ontology annotation, molecular function: Hsp70 protein binding; ATP binding. Gene Ontology annotation, cellular component: cytoplasm; nucleus; cytosol. Bases 113 to 1354 code for a protein of 413 amino acids. NCBI's taxonomy places the organism in Eukaryota, Fungi, Ascomycota, Eurotiomycetes, Eurotiales, Aspergillaceae. Gene Ontology annotation, biological process: response to heat; protein refolding. The transcript has 4 exons. The record is from RefSeq and is a predicted model, not a curated record.
UUGCCGACUGAAUCCCUCUCACCCUUCACUUUCCUCUGAAAAGUUCUUUGAUUUCGACCUCUCUCGAUACCCCCACCCUUCCGUCCUCUCAAAUUCUCAGACUUAAAUCAAAAUGGUCAAGGAAACCAAGUACUACGACACCCUCGGGGUCGCCCCCACGGCCACUGAGGCCCAACUAAAGACUGCCUACAAGAAGGGUGCUUUGAAGUAUCACCCUGACAAGAACACCAACAACCCCGAAGCUGCCGAGAAGUUCAAGGAGUUGUCCCACGCUUACGAGGUUCUGUCCGACCCCCAGAAGCGUUCCCUCUACGACCAGCUCGGUGAGGAGGGUCUCGAGCACGGCGGUGCCGGCGGUGGUAUGGGUGCUGAGGAUCUGUUCGCCCAGUUCUUCGGCGGCGGCGGCGGUGGUUUCGGAGGCAUGUUCGGCGGCGGCAUGCGCGACCAGGGCCCCAAGAAAGCCCGCACCAUCCACCACGUUCACAAGGUCAACCUGGAGGACAUCUACCGCGGUAAGGUGUCGAAGCUGGCGCUGCAGAAGUCCGUCAUCUGCGCGGGCUGUGACGGUCGCGGUGGUAAGGAGGGUGCUGUCAAGUCCUGCACGGGCUGUAACGGUAGCGGUAUGAAGACGAUGAUGCGCCAGAUGGGUCCCAUGAUCCAGCGCUUCCAGACCGUCUGCCCCGACUGUAACGGCGAAGGCGAGAUCGUCCGCGAUAAGGAUCGCUGCAAGAAGUGUAACGGCAAGAAGACCGUGGUCGAGCGCAAGGUCCUCCACGUCCACGUCGACAAGGGUGUCAAGAACGGCCAGAAGAUCGAGUUCCGCGGUGAGGGUGACCAGAUGCCCGGCGUUAUGCCCGGUGAUGUUGUCUUCGAGAUCGAGCAGAAGCCCCACCCCCGCUUCCAGCGCAAGGACGACGACCUCUUCUACCAGGCUGAGAUCGAUCUGCUCACCGCUCUCGCCGGUGGCACCAUCAACAUUGAGCACUUGGAUGAGCGCUGGUUGACGGUCAACAUCGCCCCUGGCGAGGUUAUCACUCCUGGUGCUAUCAAGGUCAUCAAGGGCCAGGGUAUGCCUUCCUACCGCCACCACGACUUCGGCAACCUCUACAUCCAGUUCGACGUCAAGUUCCCUGAGAAGGACCAGCUCAAGAACCUCGAGUUGCUCGAGCAGGUUCUGCCUCCUCGUUUGGAGCAGGCCAAGCCCGCAGCCGAUGCCAUGGUUGAGGACUUCGAGCUUGAAGACAUCGACGGCAGCGAUUACUCCCAGGCCCGUGCCCAUGGAGCUGCCUCCAUGGACGAGGAUGACGAUGAUGUUCCUCCUGGUGCUGAGCGCGUGCAGUGCGCCUCUCAGUAAACCGUCUGGGGAGAUGGACAGUAGUAGAUGCAUGAUGAUGAUGCGCUGGGGCUUUCUGAGAUUCGCUUAUGAUACCAUGUGGGGGGUUUCUGCCCUGGUGCUGUUGCUCGGUUCUGUUUUUGUGUUU